Coccinella septempunctata (seven-spotted ladybird) is the source of this 3875-nucleotide messenger RNA. RefSeq names its product semaphorin-1A-like (gene Sema-1a). The coding region runs from base 489 to 2651 and encodes 720 amino acids. Gene Ontology annotation, biological process: negative chemotaxis; neural crest cell migration; positive regulation of cell migration. The transcript has 12 exons. Gene Ontology annotation, molecular function: semaphorin receptor binding; chemorepellent activity. The record is from RefSeq and is a predicted model, not a curated record. Lineage: Eukaryota; Metazoa; Arthropoda; Insecta; Coleoptera; Coccinellidae.
UUGAAAGUUGAACCGAGGGUACCCGAUUGCGACUCACCGAACACCGAGGAGAAAACUAACAGUAGUCCGACCACUCCGACCGACCAACGUUUCUGAUGUGACAGUGAGUGAACCAAACUAUGUUACGUGCAACACGUUACGUUUUGUGUUUACGUUGUGUACUAUAGAAGGCGGCUGGUAAUCGUUUUGUUUUCAAUCUACGUAAACGUCAAACUUUCUCGAGAAAAAAACUACUGAAAACUAUUCCGCUUACAUAUAUGCGCAAUCUGGACUUUUUUACACGGGUCUGUGAUUCAGUAGUGAACUUUUUAUGUGAUACUAACUUUAAGUGCUAGCGUUUAAUACUCAUAUUAAAACAAAGUUUGGUGGACGGUUCUGUCCAACUUUUUUUAAUGAUUACCUCUAAUUCAUAUCCGAAUGAAAUGACUAUUUCCAAGAUGAAUAUGAGGACGUAGUAGAGGCGUGUUGAAAAAACACACGCUCUCAACAUGACGGUGCUCUGGAAACUUCAUCAUGACUACUUAUUUUUCGUCCAGUUUUUGAUAUGGCUUCAUUUUUUGACCAAUUCGUGUCAGGCAUGGCUUCCAGAUAGUGGAUCGAAGAUAUUGAAUAACCUGAAACAAAUAUCUAGUUCAAGUAUUAAGUUUACCGGUAAUUUAACACAUCCAGACCAGUUCGUCGUCUUGGCUCAAGAUGAACACUCCAUUUUGCUGGGAGGAAGAAACAAGGUAUUCAAUCUUAGUAUUAUUGAUUUCAAUGAGAGAGUCCAGUCCAGGAUUGAAUGGCCCUCUUCGGAAGCCCAUAAUCAACUGUGCAUAUUGAAAGGAAAAACAGAAGAUGAUUGCCAAAACUAUAUUAGGAUACUGUACCGUCCAGAGCCCGGCAAACUGGUUAUAUGUGGCACCAAUUCUUACAAACCACGAUGCAGAAAAUAUAUCGAAACGUUGAACGGACGUUUCGAGAUGGAAAAUGAAUUCGAAGGAAUUGGUAUAUGUCCCUACAAUCCAGAUCACAACAGUACGACGGUGUACAGCGAUAACCAGCUAUACUCAGCCACAGUAGCUGACUUUUCCGGAGGUGACCCGAUCAUAUAUAGAGAUCCCCAACGUACUGAACAGCUUGAUCUCAAACAAUUGAAUGCUCCACAUUUUGUUAGCUCAGUACCUUAUGGAGAACAUAUUUAUUUUUUCUACAGAGAAACUGCUGUUGAGUAUAUGAACUGUGGCAAGAUAAUUUAUUCGAGGGUAGCAAGAGUUUGUAAAAAUGACCAAGGAGGACCGCAUCAGAUGACAGAUAGAUGGACAUCAUUCCUAAAGGCUCGACUGAAUUGUUCUGUACCGGGGGAAUACCCUUUCUAUUUCGACGAAAUACAGUCGACUAGUGAAAUUAUAAAUGGUACCUAUGGAUCUGGUGGUACGAAAAAUAUUAUUUAUGGUACACUUACAACACCAAAUAACGCCAUAGGAGGAUCUGCAAUAUGUGUAUAUAACAUGGAUGAUAUAAUAAGCGCAUUCCAGGGAAGCUUCAAACAUCAGGAAAGCCUAAACUCAAACUGGCUUCCACUUUCGAACAACAUGGUGCCUAAGCCAAGACCUGGAGAAUGUGUUCCAGAUAGCAGAUCAUUACCUGAAAGAAAUGUGAAUUUUAUCAAAACACAUUCUAUGAUGGAAGAAGCAGUACCAGCUUAUUUCGGCAAACCAAUUUUGAUAAGAGUCAGCCUUCAAUAUAGAUUUACUGUGACCACUGUAGACCCUCAAAUUCGAACAAGUGAUAAUGAAGCAUUUGAUCUGCUAUACGUUGGAACUGACGAUGGAAGGGUGCUGAAAAUUGUCAAUAUCCCAAAUGAAGAAGGUGCAAAAGCUGUUGUCAUUUCAGAGAAUAAUGUUAUGCCCCAUGGGAUAUCCAUUAAACAGAUCAAACUCACACCUGAAGGUGGAAAAAUUAUAGUAGUCAGUAGGGAUGAAGUAAGAUUAGUUGAUUUGAGCCAGUGCACAAAUGUACACACAUGCAGUGAAUGUGUUGAUCUUCAAGAUCCACAUUGUGGGUGGGAUGCCAAACAGAAAGCAUGUGUACCCAUUAGUAAAGUUACAUUAAGAAGGUAUUUAAUACAGGAUGUGAGACAAGGAGACAAAGCCAAAUGCAGUUGGACCACCCUUCCUACAGAGAAAAUCCAGUCCCGUAAACCAGUCCAGAAGGCUGAGAUACCAACCAACACGGACAAAGAUCGGGAUCUUUACCCAUCUGUCAGAAGUAGUGAAGAAGAUGAAGAAAUUCCAGAUUGUACGAAUGAUAUCGAGGGAUGUGCGGUCAAACAAAGAAUCGCUGGCGAAACACAAACCCUCCAUCUCAUUAUAGUUGGAGCCUGCAUAGGAGCUCUGAUCGUUGGCUUUAUAUCUGGAUUUUUCUUCUCAAGGCGAUUUCGUUCAACAGGUGCUUACCAUGAUCCGCCGUUUUUCGAGCAGCACAACCAUUUAGAAAGAUUGAGUGGAAAUCAGAAUUUUUUACCCCCACGUCCGAACAAAACUGUGAAUUUGGUGUUGAAUGUUCGCAGUCCAUCUCCCCCCUUAAAGAAGGAUAAUCUGGACAUAAGCAAGGAUCUCAAUAUAGCUAACGAUGGAACUUUACAAAAGAUAAAAAAAACUUACAUUUGAAACUAUCGAAAAAUUUUUUUACCUGUGUGGCUAAAUGGGAAAAUUGAAUUGAGUUUUAUUCGGACGUCAUUUGAAUGACUCGUGAUCUAUAAACGCCUUAAAAAAUGAUCACUAUUAUAAUUGAAUAAUAUUCCUUCCCUCCAAACUCAAAAUACAGAAUGAUAACCAUGUUUGAGACUUGUUGCAGAGGAUCUAUUGUGUAUUUUCGUAAUUUUCAUAUUCAAAGUAAAUUAUAUAUUUCAUUCAAUGAGAUAGGUGUUGUCAGUCUUUAUAUUUUAUGUCCUUUGUUUUCAAAGGCGAAUUAUUUUUAAUUGUACAUAGCAAAUAUUUUUAAUUUACCCCAAUUUUGUAAAUACGCGCCUCGCUGUAUAUAUAUACUGAAACAGUAGUUAUUUCUUUCAAAUAUAUUUCAAUGAUCUCUCCCCUAAAUAGUUGAACUUUCGAGCUAAAUCAUGAUCUUAUUAUCAUUAUAGCACAAUACCUAAAAUUUUGCAGAUUUUAAUUUUCGCGCAAUAAAAUCAAUGAACUAUUCGGUUGGAAAGUGUAUUUGGAUAUAUUUCGUUCUGUAAGUGCCGAAUUUCUAAUUUUCUUCAAGAUAAAUUGAAGAGUGUAAAGAUUCAUCUUUUUGAUUUAUAGUAAACCUAACCGACAGACCCCGUAUGUAUUGUUGAACAACUUGUUUUCUGCUUAGUAUCUCUCAGAUACAGGGUGCUUUUUUAGUGUGUCAAUGUUACGAAAAUAUUCGUUGUGACUUCUGUGAAAGCAAAUACGCCAUAGCCAGAAAUUUUGAUAAAAGAUGUGUGAAAACUAUUUUUGUUACUAUCUGAAACUUCAAUCUUAUUUUUCAGUUGUUCUAAAUGCCAAAUAUAACAUCUUUUUGAAAAAAAAAUCUCAGUACAUGCAAGAGCAUCAAGAUUGAUACUACCUGUAUUAAAAAGAUAUAUUUUUUUUCUUUACAUACCAUUCAAUGUAUUUCUGUCUGUUUGGCUGUGAAAUUUCCUUCUUUAACCAAUAAAUUUGCCUUUUACAUAGUGCCUAAUUCGACUAGUUUAUCUGGUUCGGUAGUUGAAAUUUUAUACACUGCAAUAAAAUAUAGCAGUGAAGUAAAAAACUGCAAGUACAUUCCAAAAUCUUCUACUGGUGUAAUUUGUAAGUAAUUAAAUAAAUGUAUGAGUAAAAUGUCGAUUCCUUCCUAUAAAUGAAUAAAUAUAUUUUUACGAUUCA